AUGGAAAUCUGGUUAAUAAUAACAAUUUUGUGCCUUAUUUUUUCAUUAAUUUUCAAAAUCAUAAGAAAUAUUUUCUUCCCUCAUUCUCCCCUGCCUCCAGGACCUACCAAAGUACCUAUCAUAGGAACCUUCACAUUGCUAAAACAAUACACAAAAGAUCCUAAAACUCUUCUUCAAAAUCUCCAUGCCAAAUAUGGUUCAAUAUUCACUCUUCAAAUGGGUUCUCACACUGACAUUUUCAUUGCCAAUAGGUUUCUUGCGCAUCAAGCUUUAAUCCAAAAUAGCACCAUCUUCGCCGAUCGCCCCAAAGCCGAACCCACAAAGAAAAUAAUUAGUAGCAAUCAACAUGACAUUCUUUUCAGCUUCUAUGGUCCAAUUUGGCGCCUUUUAAGACGCAAUCUCACUUCAAGAAUCCUUCAUCCUUCUCAGGUCAAGUCUUACGCUCAAGCGCGCAGAUGGGUGUUAACCAUUCUUCUAAAUCGCCUCGAAUCCUAUUCACUCGAAAGAAACUCGAAAAGGGUUGUCAAUGUCGUCAACCAUUUUCGAUAUGGCAUGUUCUCCUUGUUGGCUCUCAUGUGUUUUGGUGACAAACUUGAUGAGAAUCAAAUAAGAGAAAUCGAGGAAAGUCAACGCAUCAUGCUUCUUAGCUUUUCAAGAUACAAUGUAUUGAAUUUUUUGCCAUCAAUUACAAAAAUAUUGUUUAGAAAAAGAUGGAAGGAAUUCUUGAAGCUAAGAAAAGACCAAGAAGAUGUGUUGAUUCCAUAUAUAAAUGCUAGAAGGAAAAUCAAGGAAGAGAGAUUAAAAAACGGUGGAAUGAACAACAAUAUGAAUGAGUCAUGUGAUGAAUUUGUUUUGUCAUAUGUGGAUACAUUAUUAGAUUUGGAGUUGUUGGAGGAAGAAAAAAGGACCAAACUUGAUGAUGGUAAAAUUUGCACUUUAUGUUCUGAAUUUCUAAAUGCUGCAACAGAUACAACUUCAACUGCAUUGGAAUGGAUUAUGGCAAAUUUGGUGAAGUACCAAGAAAUACAAGAAAAAGUUGUAGAAGAGAUUAAAAGGGUGAUUGGUGAUAAUAAAGAUAAGGAGAUUAAAGAGGAAGAUUUGCAAAAAAUGUGGUAUCUUAAAGCUGUGAUUUUGGAAGGGUUAAGACGUCACCCACCACUACACUAUGUGGCACCUCAUAAAGUGACAAAGGAAGUUAUUUUAAAUGGUUAUUUGGUGCCUACUUUUGCUUCAGUGAAUUUUUUGGUGGCAGAGAUUGGAAGGGAUUCUUCUGCUUGGGAUGAUCCUAUGGAGUUUAAGCCAGAGAGGUUUAUGAAUAAUACUAGUUUUGAUAUAAUGGGUAUUAAAGAGAUAAAGAUGAUGCCUUUUGGGGUUGGGAGGAGAAUGUGUCCUGGAUAUGGUUUAGCAUUGUUGCAUUUGGAAUAUUUUGUAGCUAAUUUUGUUUGGAAUUUUCAGUGGAAGCCUCUUGAUGGAGAUGAGGUUGAUUUGUCUGAGAAAUUGCAAUUCACAGUAGUUAUGAAGAACUCUUUGAAGGUUCAUUUAAAACCUAGGUUUUAG
Molecule: messenger RNA, 1557 nt
Organism: Cicer arietinum (chickpea)
Lineage: Eukaryota; Viridiplantae; Streptophyta; Magnoliopsida; Fabales; Fabaceae
Product: cytochrome P450 89A2-like
Cellular component (GO): membrane
Molecular function (GO): heme binding; oxidoreductase activity, acting on paired donors, with incorporation or reduction of molecular oxygen, NAD(P)H as one donor, and incorporation of one atom of oxygen; iron ion binding
Source: RefSeq, a predicted model, not a curated record